Plutella xylostella (diamondback moth) is the source of this 1632-nucleotide messenger RNA. Its product is annotated as spermine oxidase. The record is from RefSeq and is a predicted model, not a curated record. NCBI's taxonomy places the organism in Eukaryota, Metazoa, Arthropoda, Insecta, Lepidoptera, Plutellidae. Gene Ontology annotation, molecular function: polyamine oxidase activity.
UGAAUAAUAUAUAUCCGCAAAUACCUACUUACGUCCAUAUAGUCAGUAGUAGUUUGAGCAGGGAGUCAACAUGUUGUGUAAGAUUGGGAUAUUAGCAUUACUGGCACUAUUCUGCUUAGCUGAAAGUGCUGGAAUUCGCCAACGUCGAGACAGCAGCGCUGACCAGCAGUAUGACACAAUAGUGGUGGGGCUGGGCGCGGCCGGGACCGCCGCCUUCAGUAAGUUGGCGCGAGCGGGGCGCCGCGUGCUGGGGCUGGAGGCGGCUGAUAGGGUGGGGGGCAGGGUCAAGACUAUACCCUUCGGCGAUGGCAUCGUGGAGUAUGGCGCUGAAUGGAUCCACGGGCGCAACAACAGCCCGUCCUACGAGUUGGCAGUAGCCAACCAGGUGCCCGUCAAGAACCAGGAGGUCACACUGCAGGUGUUCUGGAGCGACGGCGCGGAGAUGAACGCUAGCCUGACGCAUGUAGUCACGGAGCUCAUGUACAUGUGCACUAAGGACGCGCCUGAUGAUGUGCCGCCACAGCCGGCUGGGGACUAUUUUAAGGCACAGUAUUGCCUCGAGAUGAUCAAAAGCAAGAAGCCUGAGCUACUGCAAGAUCACGCCUUCAUGGAAGCGUUGUUCCGUUCCAUGGACUUAAACAUCGGCAGCCUAGAGGGCGUGUCUAGCUGGAACGAAGUGGGAACGACUUCGGAUUACGAGGACUUAGACGAAUACUUGUACACAUCGUGGCACAAAUACGGAUACAAAACUCUGUUCGAGAUUUUAUUGAACGAAUACAACAACGGGCAAGGUCUGCCAAAGACUGCAGAAAUCAAGCUGAAUAAGGAAGUGGUAAAAAUCGUGUGGCCGUCAGAAGCAGACUCCAACGUUGUCGUCAAAUGCAAAGAUGGCUCUGAAUACACAGCUAAAAAUGUCAUAGUAACUGUCUCAUUGGGAGUCAUGAAAGAAAGACACACCACUUUAUUCGAACCAGCGCUGCCAGAAGAAAAAGUCGCUGCUAUAAACAACAUAGAAAUGGGUAUUAUUGGUAAAGUAAUUCUCGCCUUCGACAAGAUGUGGUUGCCAGCGGACACCACCGUGGUACCUUUCUUCUGGAAGGCUGAAGACCUGGCCAAGGUGCCUGCUGAUGAGGAGUGGGUCACGCGCAUUGGCUCUGCGUCCCGCUCCAUGGGGGCUGACAAUGUGUGGGUGCUGUGGACCUCGGGAAAUACUACUAAACAUGUGGAAACCUUAUCAGAUGAGACAAUCAAGAAGCACGUCGUGUCUCUACUACGCAGGUUCUUUGGCAGCGCCGUCCCUGAGCCUAGUCAGUUGAUCAAAACAAACUGGUUCACGAAUCCGCUGACGCGCGGCACGUACAGUUUCGAUGGCGUCUCGUUCGCUGCACACCCCACGUCGCGCCACGUGCUGGGGGCUCCCCUGACGGACACCAGCGGCGCCCCACGCCUGCUCUUCGCCGGGGAAGCCACCAACGUCAACCACUUCAGCACAGUGCACGGAGCAGUGGAAACUGGCAUCAGGGAAGCGAAUAGACUGCUCGGUGAUGACUCUAACAGUAUUGAACCGAAACAUUAGAAGGUUUUCAUUUGUAACCUAAAUUUAUGAAUAAUAGAUUUACUUUUUGAAUAUUA